AAACUGCUCAUAAACUACUGAAUUUAAAAGCUAAAAAAGUUUUGGAGGAAACAGUAGAUCAACUCUUAACCUUGAAACGUAAAAGAGUACUGUUGAUAUUGGGUAGUGGGGGAACGGGGAAAUCAACAUUUAACCGCUACCUUGCUCGUAAGCUAUGGUAUGAAUUUGAUGAACAAAAAGUAACGCAGCCACCUAUUCCUUUAUUUAUCGCACUAGCGCCACUUGAAGGGCUGAUAAAUCAAAAUCAGGAUUUUAUUGAAGCUUAUUUACUGAAAGAGGGCAAACUACUCCCAGAUCAAAUUGAUAGUUUACGGGAAAGGAAAUUUGUAUUUAUUUUAGAUGGUUAUGAUGAGAUUGUUGGACGUGAACGUGAUUGCUAUAACAGCAAUAUGUUCUCUAGAUGGAAAAAUGCGAAGAUUAUCAUCAGUUGUCGACCAGAAUACUUAGGCGAAGGGUUCCAGGAAUUGACAAUUACCCCAUUUUCGCAGGUUGAAAUAGAACAGUAUAUCAACAAUUAUGUUGAUUAUUUCCAGAAGAAUGGUGAUCCAUUAACGUGGGACGCCGACAAAUAUAUACGACAAAUAAAUAACAUGCCGCAAGUACAAGAUCUUGCGUCUAAUCCUAUUCUAUUAAAAAUUACUUUAAAUGUUUUACCAAGCAUUAUCGAAGAAAAAGAGACUUCUCAGAUAAAUCGUAUAGCUUUGUAUGACGAAUUUAUUAAGAAAUGGUUUGAACGUGCUCAGAUUCGCCUGUCAAACAUUCAAUUAAAGUCUGAUGAAAAAGAUGAGUUUGGAAGUUUGGAUGAAGAUGGUUUUUAUGAACAUUGUCUACAUUUUGGUAAAAAAUUUGCUGCUAAGAUGUUUGAGGACAAUAACAAAGUAGUUAUCAAUAUUGGUUUUUUCCAUAAAUCAUUACGAGAUUAUUUGAUUGCUUGUGAGUUGAUAGAUUCAUUCGAAAAUACGUCAGAAACAACAUUCUUCAACAAGCAGUCGAUUAUGCCAGAACCUGCAAUCCAGCAAUUUAUAGUUGAACGAAUUCAACAAAAGCCAGAGAUCAAACAACAGAUGUUAAGUUUUAUUGAAUGUUCGAAAAAGAAUGAAAAUAUUCAAAUUGCUUCCGUUAAUGCCAUUACAGUUAUUAUGCUUGCCAAAAUACCACUUCCUCUUUA
This is a messenger RNA of Racocetra fulgida, 1168 nucleotides long. The record is from the annotation of a GenBank genome assembly. Lineage: Eukaryota; Fungi; Glomeromycota; Glomeromycetes; Diversisporales; Gigasporaceae.